AUGCCUGCGGUCGCCAAUAUUCACAAACGCCACGUCUAUGGCAAAGAUGCUCAUACUUAUUACCCCGUGCUCAUCGUUGGCGCGGGCGAGUCGGGCGUCGCCAUGGGCUGUCGUCUCAAGGAAGCGCUAGGAACGGACCAGUUUCGAAUCUUUGAGCGCCAGUCUGGCAUCGGCGGGACAUGGUGGAUUAAUCGAUACCCCGGCGCGGCUUGUGAUAUUCCUGCUUUGUUCUAUUCCUUUUCAUUUGCGCCCAAGAAGAACUGGUCGACUCUACAUCCCUCUGGACCAGAGCUUGCACAGUAUCUCGCGGAUGUCUGCGAGACGUAUCAAAUUGUCGACAAGAUUCAGUUCCAUACUGAAGUCCGCGAGCUUCGCUGGAUCGAAGAGGAUGAGGAGUGGGAGGUUCUACUUUCUCACCUGGUCCCCGGUACUGGUGAUCUCUCUUCAUAUGAUCGAGAACAACUUGUGAUCAAUGAGGGUGCGCACAGCGUCUACGUCAAGAACGAGAUUGUACGCGCCAAGGUCGUCGUCAGUGGCGUGGGUGGACUGGUCGAACCGAAGACAUGGCCCAAGGAUAUCCCUGGCAUCGAAGACUUUGAAGGAGAGAUCGUGCAUACAGCGCGAUGGGAUAGUGAUGUCGACCUGCAAGACAAGAAUGUGAUCAUGCUCGGCUCAGGCUGCAGUGCUGCCCAGGUCGUCCCCGAGCUGGCCAAGCCAGAGGCCAAUGUUCGAUCCAUCACCCAGCUCAUGCGUACUCCUCCCUGGGUGCAGCCAGAUCUUCUGCCGCCCAAACUUCUUGUCCAGUGGGAGAAGUGGAUGCCUUCGUUGAUGACACAUGUACCCGGGCUGGCACGCUUCCUCCGCUACAACCUAUUCCUGAUGUGUGAACACAAUUUCCUUUCCAUGUUCACAGAUACCGCAUACGGACGUAUGAUGCGGCCGAAGCUCGAGAAGGCAUUCUUGGACCACAUGCGCGAGAUGGCACCAAAGGAAUACCAUGAAAUCCUGACUCCAAACUACAGCCUCGGAUGCAAGCGUCGUAUCAUUGACGGUACAUGGUACCGCAGCCUGCACUCACCAAAGGUCAGCCUGACGACGCAGCCACUGACUCGUGUCCACGCGCGGAGUGUUACAAUUGGACCCGGUCACCACUACCCUCCAGGCAAUGACUCUAAUGACGAAGCCCAAGAAAUCCCUGCCGAUGUCAUCCUGCUUGGCAACGGUUUCGAGACUAACCAGUGGCUGCACCCGUUGAAAGUCAUCGGCAGGGAUAACAAGAGGAUGGAAGAUCUUUGGGCUCAACGAGGAGGUGCCCAGGCUUACCAGGGCAUCGCCAUGGAUCACUUCCCCAAUUUCUUCAUGCUCUUUGGUCCCAACACGGCCACUGGUCAUACAAGUGUUAUCUUCGCGACUGAAAACGCGGUCAACUACACCCUGAAAUUCAUCAAGCCAAUUUUGAACGGUCAGGUCAGCUCUUACGAGAUCAAGGAAGAGGCCGAGCUGGCGUGGACCAAGAAUGUGCAGGACCAACUGCAAAAGACCGUCUUCCGCCGUGGUCUUUGCUCCAGUUGGUAUAUCACCGCCGAUGGAUGGAACUCCUCAACCUACCCGUAUUCGCAAAUCCAUUAUUGGUACCGGUGCACAUUCCCGAUUUGGAGCGACUGGACCGCCAAAUGGACUCGGAAGGGUGCAAUUCUGCAGGGAGUCCGCAAGGCUGUGCGCCUCUCGUUCCUCCUCAGUGUUCUAGCAGCAUUGGAGUGGCUGCGGAAGAACCCGCACCAGCGCAGCCAGUUGCUGUUGGCCCUGUUGGCAGGGAAGGACUGGAUUCUCUCUCGGGCACGCAGCCUCUAUUGA
Penicillium subrubescens is the source of this 1854-nucleotide messenger RNA. RefSeq names its product flavin-containing monooxygenase. Bases 1 to 1854 code for a protein of 617 amino acids. The record is from RefSeq and is a predicted model, not a curated record. Lineage: Eukaryota; Fungi; Ascomycota; Eurotiomycetes; Eurotiales; Aspergillaceae. Gene Ontology annotation, molecular function: flavin adenine dinucleotide binding; N,N-dimethylaniline monooxygenase activity; NADP binding. The transcript has 3 exons.